AUGAGUAAUAACAAGGACAACAACCCGAACCUCUUGGACAGGUUCAAGCAGGGACUUCAGCGUUUCGGGGAGCUUUUCAAAGACAACGAUUCCAAGGAGCGGGGUGACACGACCCCCUGCCCCGGUGCCAAUGGAACGAGCAUCGGCAGCUUCCAGCAGUUCAACCUGCUUUGUGGCCGCAACCUAGCGGGGGAUAUCAUUGACGAAAGCCAGCAGCCCAACUUCUUGGCCUGCAUCGAUCAUUGCGCCUCCUUCCACCCACGCUGCGAUUCCGUGUCUUUUGAUGGCAAAGACUGCCGGCUCAAGACGGGCACUGGAACUGCCGGAUCGCGCAGUUCGAGGAGGUUCGACUCGGCGUUGGGGAUCUUUGGGACCAUUCCGAGCGACUCGGGAUGCAACGCCCUCGGGGCCUCAACGACGCUGGGUUCUACCAAGUUUGACAUUUCGUGCGGCUUCGUGAUCAACGGUAACGAUCUGUUCCAGGAGCACAGGACCAACUUUAAUGACUGCCUCACCCUCUGCUCGCAGACCCAAUCCUGCGCUGCCAUCUCGUUCGAUGUGGAUAUGGAUCAGGGCUUUCAAAACUGCUAUCUCAAGCGAGCAGCCACGGGUGGUGGCCUUGUUCGCAUGGCCGGCAUGGAUAGCGCAGUCUCUUCGACGUCCUCCUCGACCUCAAUUUCGACAUCCUCCUCGUCAUUAACGUCAUCAUCUUCGACACCAUCUUUGGCUUCAACUUUCUCGUCUUCGACUCCUGUUGCAACAUCAGUCGCGCAAUCCAGUGCUGCGGCCACGCUCGCAUCUCUAGUGCUUGAGACCACGCCAACUGCUGCUGCCAGUCUUCCCACAACGACGCCUGUCGCCGCGGCCACCAGCACGACUGUCAUCACCAGCUUGGUAACUCAGACCUCCAUAUCGGAGGGAAAGACGAGUCUCUUGACAUCAUUCUUGACCUCCACGAAAGCCCUGACGAUCCCGCCUGCCAGCAAAACGCCUUCGGAGUACGACACCAAGGGAGUAGAGGGCAUCGCAGUUCAACAGUCCAGUGGCAGUUCCCCAGCAGUGAUCGCAGGCUCAGUAGUGGGUUCGCUCAUCGCCGUCCUCAUAAUAGCGGCCUUGGUCUUCGCUUUCUGGCGCAAAACGCGCAACCAGGAGGCCAUUGACGACGGUGAUCACACUGAAACUUCGGCCGGCCGAUUCGCACUCAUUUCUGCCUGGGUUCGGGGGCGGCUGCCGGAUAGGAGCUACGACGACAGAGACCAUGUGGGUGACAGCGCCGGCGGCGGUGUCGCGGCAUUCUUUGGCAAACUGCGGCGACUUGGCAGGUCAGGUGGCGAUGACGGGGAUAGUAGGGCCUAUAAUGAGAAGAUGCGCGCCACUGAGCAGGGCAUCGGGAGCAAUCGAAGCAGCAGUCAGGCCGGUUUGCGGCAAGAGCACUAUGGUGAUGGGGCUAGUCUCCGGAGUGGGGAUUAUAGUGAUGGGGCCAGUUUGCGGCAUGAGGACUAUGGUGACGGGGCCAGUUUCCGGAGUGGGAACUAUGGCGAUAUUGGGCCGGUGCCUCCGAUGCUACCGAUGCCGACUUAUGAUGCACGACGGAGCGGAUUUUUUGACCUUCGGGACAGCAUGAAUGGCCUGGCGCAGCAUAAGCCCGAGUUUGAACGGAAAAGAAGUAGCAGUGGCCAUGCGUUGCGGAAGAGCUUUUCCAUUUAG
Pyricularia oryzae 70-15 is the source of this 1707-nucleotide messenger RNA. RefSeq lists its product as uncharacterized. The transcript is spliced from 2 exons. The record is from RefSeq and is a predicted model, not a curated record. The coding region runs from base 1 to 1707 and encodes 568 amino acids. NCBI's taxonomy places the organism in Eukaryota, Fungi, Ascomycota, Sordariomycetes, Magnaporthales, Pyriculariaceae.